Messenger RNA from Plasmodium yoelii, 357 nucleotides. Its product is annotated as Plasmodium exported protein, unknown function. Bases 1 to 357 code for a protein of 118 amino acids. The record is from RefSeq and is a predicted model, not a curated record. NCBI's taxonomy places the organism in Eukaryota, Apicomplexa, Aconoidasida, Haemosporida, Plasmodiidae. The transcript has 2 exons.
AUGGUAAAUUUUAAUUUAUUUAAAAUUUGUUUAUUUAUCUUUUCAAUAUGGAUAUGCUUAUAUUAUAAUAAUGAGAAUGGGCUUAAUAAAUCGUUGAAUAGAAUAGAGAAUACAAGUAGGUUUUCAAAUAGACAUUUUUAUCGAAUUUUAGAAGAAACAGAAUGCAAAAAAAAAAAACAUGCAAAAAAAGUUAAGGAAUCAAACGAAAAAAAUGGUGAUGGAAAAAAUAUAAUCAAACUAACAAUUGAUAUUUCACAUGACAAAUUAAUUGCAAUAACACUUAUUUUGGGAACAUUGUUAAUGUUAUUAAAUGUAGGAUUCACUAUGUUUUUGUUUUUAAAUAAAUUUCCAAAUUGA